UUUAAGCGAAUGUCGCAUACCCAAAAAACCCUAACACACCGCUAUAUAAUCUGGAGCAGGCCUCCCAGAGUAGUCUCUGCGGCCAGUCCAAAACCCUAAUUCUCUAAGGGUUGGCAGGAGGAGGAGAGAGUAGGAGACAUGGCGGUGCCGUUGCUGUCCAAGAAGAUCGUGAAGAAGAGGGUCAAGAAGUUCAAGAGGCCUCAGAGCGAUCGCAAGGUCUCUGUCAAGACAAACUGGCGCAGACCCAAGGGUAUUGAUUCUCGAGUCCGUAGAAAGUUCAAGGGAUGCACUCUGAUGCCCAACAUUGGUUAUGGGUCAGACAAGAAGACCCGCCAUUAUCUUCCUAAUGGUUUCAAGAAAUUUGUUGUGCACAAUGCUCAAGAGCUUGAACUGUUGAUGAUGCACAACAGGACUUACUGUGCUGAGAUUGCACACAAUGUGUCCACAAGGAAGAGGAAAGAGAUUGUGGAGAGAGCAGCCCAGCUUGAUGUUGUUGUUACCAACAAGCUGGCCAGGUUGCGCAGCCAGGAGGAUGAGUGAGCUCAACUUAGAAUGUCUCUGUUGCAUUAAGUUUAGGUGUGAGAGAUUCAAUCAAAGAUGCAUUUUUGUUUGGAUAUUGGAUAUUUUUCUUGUUUUCAAAUAUGUUGCUUUGAACAUAGGCCGUGAUGUUACUUUUGACUGAAUCAUAUUAGAUGAUCUAUGUUUGCUUAAUAUUUAAUUUUUCAGACAA
Vitis riparia (riverbank grape) is the source of this 730-nucleotide messenger RNA. RefSeq names its product 60S ribosomal protein L32-1. The transcript has 4 exons. Gene Ontology annotation, molecular function: structural constituent of ribosome. Bases 139 to 540 code for a protein of 133 amino acids. NCBI's taxonomy places the organism in Eukaryota, Viridiplantae, Streptophyta, Magnoliopsida, Vitales, Vitaceae. The record is from RefSeq and is a predicted model, not a curated record. Gene Ontology annotation, cellular component: cytosolic large ribosomal subunit; ribosome. Gene Ontology annotation, biological process: translation.